AUGAACGAUACUGAGAAAAUUAAUAUAAAUUGUAUCGUUAAAGAAUCAUUAAAUUCACAUAUUUAUGGGUUUUUAAGUAAUACAAUAUCUAUUGAAACAGCAAAGACGUUUCUUCAAGAAACAAUUGAAAGUAAAAAAAAUAAUACAGGUAAUAAGAAUAAUAAUUGUUGUAUUCCAUUAAAUUGUGAAUUACAAAAUAAUAUGAUUCAAAAGACUAAUUUAUUAGAACAAUGGCAAAAGUUUUGGUAUCUGUUAAACAAUACAAACAAUACAGAUAAUAAUACCCAUCUAGAUGAAAGAUCAACAUUAAGAGGCUUCAAUCCAAAUAUUACUUCACUACAACAACGAAGUCAAUUGGAUUUAUUACCUAUAAUGGCCACCUCUUUAGAGAAUGAAACUAAUAUUAGCGAUACUAAUAUUGAUACUAAUAAUAUUGUUUUACAGAAUGCUAUUCAUUCACAUAAAAUAAAUAACGAUAUUCCUAUAUCAAGAAAACCAACUUCGAAUGAAAUCAUUUCUCUACCAACUGUAGAAGAUAUAAAAGUAAUUACAAAAUCAAGAUCACAAUCUAAUCCAAGAUCUAAAUCACAAGUUGCUCUAUCAACUAAUGACAAUACAAUUAAAUUUGAGAAUGUUUCAUUCGCUAACGCCAUUGAAUCAAAUUUUGAAGGUUCAAUAUCUUCUCAUUAUUUUCCGUCAUCAAUCCCAAAGGUUACUAAAAAAAUUUCAAAGCCCACCAAAUCUAAAAAGUCUUCUAAAUUUAGUUCACCAUUCAUUGGCAGUUUCCAAACGACUGGAUGGGUUAAACAAUAUGCUGAUAAUACUACAAAUAAACUAACAAGGAAGAAAUCAAAUAAGAAAAACACUCCAACCUCAUUAGAAUCACAUUCAAGAAAGUUAGAAUUCUCAACAAAAAGAGAAAAUUCACAAAGGUCUAAUAGUGUAUGUAGCAACUGUAGUUCGACAACAGCACCUUCAGUAUCAUCAUUAUCAUCAUCUUCAAAAUCAAAACCUAAAUCAAAAAAAUAUAACAGUAAAUCACCCAUUGCAAACAAUAACAAUAAUAAUCAUAACCCGAAGGUAAUAACUACUCCGCAAGUGGAUUCAUUAUUAGAUUCUACAACCAUUGACCUUACAGAAAUGACCAAUUCAAAUCCUACAAUAAAUUUCAUUCAAGAAACAAAUAACUACCAACAUUUAUAUGCUGGAUAUCAAGAUCAUGCUUCUAAUUCAGAUGAACAUUCGUUUAUGGAGACACUUCUUCACGAUACUCUCCCAUUUGAUGAACAUAUAUUUACUGCAAUAAACUUUGAUCAAUUUUCAGUACAAUCAUCAAAUUCAGAAGUAGGCUUGAACUCAAUGAGCCAUAGAAAGUCAGAUUCAUCAAGGGUUUCCAGUGAAUGA
This is a messenger RNA of Maudiozyma barnettii, 1404 nucleotides long. RefSeq lists its product as uncharacterized. The coding region runs from base 1 to 1404 and encodes 467 amino acids. The record is from RefSeq and is a predicted model, not a curated record. NCBI's taxonomy places the organism in Eukaryota, Fungi, Ascomycota, Saccharomycetes, Saccharomycetales, Saccharomycetaceae. The transcript has a single exon.